Molecule: messenger RNA, 743 nt
Organism: Drosophila takahashii
Lineage: Eukaryota; Metazoa; Arthropoda; Insecta; Diptera; Drosophilidae
Source: RefSeq, a predicted model, not a curated record
UCAAAGGUGUUGGAGGCUCCAAGGAAAAAAUGCAGCAAUCGGGCAUGUUUUUUAUUUUAAUGGCUUUUCUGCUGGCCUCUCAAGAGAUUUCUGGAGAAAUCGCCACCGAAGUGCAGAAUGCAGUGGAGUUGCCCAAGUGUUUUAGCUGUGAGGGCAUUAAUUGUUUGAGAACUACCCUCCAGAAUGCCACCAUUAGCUGCACUGAUAAGUUGGAUGUCUGCGUUACUAUUUACGAGGAUUUUGCCGUCAGUGAGCGGGGCUGUUUCUCCCAGAUUUCUUUGGCUGGUCAGGCAAAAUGUGCGGCCAAGGACGAUCAAUGUCAAAAGUGCAGUGGUCAACUAUGCAAUAAUCAAGGACGCAGAGAUUUUAGGUGCAUUCAGUGCAUAGGUUCUGAUUCUGCCUCAUGUAACAAGGGCGCCACCUCCUCACUAACCGCCUCCCAAUGUGGCCUUCCCACCUCCGCCAAUUCAUACUGUUACGUCAAGGUCGUCGGCGAUAAGAAGGAUAACCUGCAAAGAGGAUGUGCUCUGUCUGUGAAGGAACAAAAAUCCUGCCUGGAGGACUCGGAAUGUUCCCUUUGUCUGCCGGAUAACUCCAGUGAUUCCGUGGCCUGCAAUAAUUUCGAUUUGGAAUUGGGCUCAAAAUCAGGAGCUGACCAAAGUCAAAAAUUCAUGAGUUUGAGCCUUGCUUUCUUCGCCUUGUUCAUGCUUAAAAUGCUGAAUUGAAUUUUAAAAAAUAAAUUA